Molecule: messenger RNA, 1016 nt
Organism: Drosophila persimilis
Lineage: Eukaryota; Metazoa; Arthropoda; Insecta; Diptera; Drosophilidae
Product: hepatic triacylglycerol lipase
Exons: 2
Coding region: 36-980 (314 amino acids)
Biological process (GO): lipid metabolic process
Molecular function (GO): lipase activity
Source: RefSeq, a predicted model, not a curated record
CCGUUUAACAGUCCCCGACGGGCAGUCGUCAGACAAUGAUGUGGAUCGCCCUGCUAUCGCUGUGCCUGUGCAGACUCUCUGGGAUAGAGGUGUUGGCCACCGGUCAAGUUGGGGACAUGGCCAGCUUCUAUAUGUACACCCCCAACAGUCCCGAACAUCCCCAGAGGGUGUACACCAACGAUUCAGAAUCCGUUAAAGCCUCCCACUUUGAUGCGCAUCUUCCGACAAAGGUCAUCAUACAUGGCUGGAGCGUUACGUAUCUGGACGCACCAGUCAGUGAGCUGCGCACCGCCUACCAGGCGCGUGGAGCGUUCAAUAUCAUCGCCGUGGACUGGGGUGUGAUUGCAGCAUUGUCGUACUUGGAGGCCAGGCCGAUGGUGCCGGGCGUGGGCAAGUCGGUGGCACGUUUCCUGUCCUUUUUGGCCAACGAAUUCAGCCUGGAUCUGGGCCAGGUGGUGGUUGUUGCCCACAGCAUGGGCGCUCAUGUGGCCGGGUUCUGUGGCAAGGAGCUGAACACGACGAGCAAAGGGCAGCAUCCCCUGGGUUAUAUUGUCGCCCUGGAUCCGGCCCUGCCACUGUUUCGCAUACCCAGCGAGAGCCUUCGCCUAUCCAGCACCGAUGCCAACUAUGUGGUGGCCAUUCAUACGAAUGGGCUUAUGAAGGGACAGCUAAUGCCGAUGGGCCACAGCGACUUCUAUGCCAAUGGUGGAAGACGGCAGCCCGGCUGCGGUUUUGAUCUGAACAACAGCUGUGCCCAUGCCCGUGCCGUCCUUUUCUAUGCGGAGGCUGUUCAGCACGUAUCGCGCUACACGCCCUACGCCCGCUGCAGCGGAUACCCCGAGUUCCUGCUCCUGCUCGGCAACUGCGACGGCGCCGCCCCGAAGAGCGUUGCGCUGGGUGACCCUCUAGAUGUUGGCCGUACAGAGGGCAUCUAUAGCUUCAAAACCCAUGAGGAGAGUCCUUAUGGGGAGCCAAUUUAGAAUCCAAUAAAGAUUUCUUUACUUUGGGAGCAUUAA